Aspergillus mulundensis is the source of this 1149-nucleotide messenger RNA. RefSeq lists its product as uncharacterized. Bases 1 to 1149 code for a protein of 382 amino acids. The record is from RefSeq and is a predicted model, not a curated record. NCBI's taxonomy places the organism in Eukaryota, Fungi, Ascomycota, Eurotiomycetes, Eurotiales, Aspergillaceae. The transcript has 7 exons.
AUGGCGACCGCGACCCCUUUCCAGAAAGAAGCGUGGACCGAAUAUGGCGUAGGAGUGCUGGUGCUUCUCCUCCGCAUCUUCGCCCGCCUGAGGGUCGUCGGCAUCAAAAACUGGCAAGGAGAUGAUUAUUUUGCCAUCGUUGCUCUCAUUUUCUGGACGGCCGAGCUAACAAUGCUUGAGCUCAUCGGUCAGUACGGCACCAAUAUCGGACUGUCAGACCAAGAGCGAGCGUCCAUGUCGCCAGACCGGACAGCCAGGCUUGUCGCCGGGUCGAAAUGCCUACUCGCCGGAUGGACGUGCUAUGUGACGCUGAUCUGGUCUCUCAAGACGUGCAUGUUGUUCUUCUACAACCGACUCACCCUCGGCCUCGUGCAGCAAAAGCUUGUCAAGAUAAAUGUCGUUCUCUGCGGCUGUACUUAUGUUGCCGUCAUCCUCACCAUCUUCCUGCACUGUCGCCCGCUCUCGAAGCACUUCCAAGUCUACCCAGAUCCCGGCCUCAACUGCUCCGCGGACUACAUCAACUAUAUCAUGAUAGCGACUACGAACGUCGUGACCGACGCCAUCCUCCUCUGCAUCCCCAUACCUCUUCUUGCCAAAGUCCGCCUCACAAUAAGACGUAAGCUGGUCAUCGGCGUCCUGCUCUGCGGCGGCGUCUUCGUCAUGGCAGCAACCCUGCUCCGCUGCAUCCUCUCCCUGCAAGACAUUAAUAGCAUAAACAACAGCACCGUCUGGGCGAUUCGUGAAACGUUCGUCGCUAUCAUCGCCGUCAACGCCCCCUGCAUCAAGCCGCUCUUUAGCACCUCCGUCUGGCUGCGCUCGUCGUCAAAAGACCCAUCGUCUAAUCAUGGCCACUAUCAUUACGGGAAGAGCAGUGGCGCGGUUAGCUUCGGGAUGUCCGCGCUGGGCCGAACGAAGCAUGCGCAGCUCGAGUCGGCGGUGUCAAGGGUUGGAAGGGACAGCGACGAAUUUGGCAUGCUGCGUGAGGACAAUCAGCGGAGUGUUGCGCUUGCAAGCGCGAGUCGUGGCGACGGGAGUAGCUUUGAUGAGAAUGAUGCUGAUGUCCGGGGUGGGAAAUUGGGGACGGGGAUGGCCAAGGGCGGGAUUCAGGUCACGACCAUGUACGAGGUGCGAAGGGACGGGCGGGAGUAG